UCUCGCCGAUCGUAUUAGAUUUCCUAUCUAAUUUGGGAAUAUUGAAUAUUCGAUCAUUCCGGCACGGAUAUUACGUUGCACGCAUCGCCGCGGGCGUGUUAUUUCGAGCCGCGCAGUUCCCCGGCGAAAGCUCGGCAGCGCCGAGGGAGACUUCGAGAUACAUUAGUCAGAAUUCUGAAGUUGCCGCGCGCUAAUCCGCCGCGCCCGCGGCCGAAUUGACGCGCGUUACAAUUGCGACGAGAGGACGACGCGUGUCGAGUUGCACCGCGCGUAUUUCCCGCGUGAAGCGCGCGUCAGGCGUUCUCGAGGAUCCGGGCUGGCUCCUCAGGUCUGUUCUUUUCAUCGGCUAGCCGAGGUAGCCUCGCGCUUUUUGCGCCCGGAGCGAGGCGAGUGUGUCGCGUUAAAGGGGAACAGGAACGAAGUUCCGGCGCAGCGCUGCUUUAGUAGCGCCAAGAAGAGCAGGCCUGUCCUUUCAAACUCGUCCUGGGAACGUCCUACUUUUGUCGGGCUCGUUGUCUGUCGGGCGCCUUUCAGCCGACGAAGGACGACGCCUUUCAGACACGCGCGGUCUUUUAAUUCCACUCCCAUCUCGUUUUUUCCGUCUCUCUCCUGCCGCUCCUCUCUCUCUCUCUCUCUCUCUCUCUCUCGUUUUAUUCCCCAGCCGAGAAAUAUCGGUUCGAUGAAGACGCAUCGUCAUAGCAACCAAACAAACAAGCCGGCGCACUCGAGGCACGUAUCGAAUUUGUCGCGCGACUGACACCGUCUCGAAAGGGCGGCCGCCGCCGUGGCCUCGGCGUUUUCAUCGCUCCUUCGCAGCCGCGCAUCCAGGAGGAUGAUCGCGCCGCCGUCGUCGAGGACGCGCCGCGACUUACCGAAGUCUAGGAGGUAUCCCUUCGACGUGCUCGGCACCGCGAACAUAUCUUACGGGCACAGGUUAGCGGAGUGCGCGGGCCGGCAUGUCGCAAAGUGCCAUGCAAAUUCGCGCAAAUCCGUCUUCGAGUGCGCCGAGGAACGGCCGGAGGACAAGAGGGAAUACGAGCGCGCCCUCAAGACCGCCGAGUUCGAGAAGGAGACCGAUCGGAAGAUCAGAAGCAGGAGUCUUCACCAACAAGCUCAACAAGGUGUGUCGGCGUACGAGGAGCGGCUGCGGCUGCGGCGGGCGAGGCUGCGCGACCUCGUGCGGUGCGAGGACUCGGGCCAGGCGCGGCAGCUGGCGGAGGAGGCGCAGCGCGCCGAGGACGCUCGGCUCGAGGAGAUGCGCGCGAUGACGGAGGAGCUGCGGCGGCAGCGAGAGCAGGAGCGCGGGGUGCUGGCGGCCGCGAAGCGGGCGCAGCAGUACCUGGCCUCGUGCCCGAGCGCUAGACAGGCGUACUCGAAGGGGUGCGCGAUGAACGCGAAGCGCGCCAACGCGGCGCAGAUCGCGGACCACGCGGCGAGGAGAUCGGCGGAGAGGGUGCAGCAGGAGCUGUGGCAGCGGGCGCUGCAACGGCAGCUGGAGGCGCAGGAGCUCCGAGAGUCGCGGCUGUCGGCGAGGCGAGCUGAGGCGCGCCAGCAAUUGGCUCGCGGCUUGGCCGAGCAAGUGGCCGAGAAGUUGGCGCUGGAGGAGGAGCAGAGGCGGCUCGAGAGGAGCGACGAGCUGGAGCAGCUGGAGCGGCAGCGCGAGGAGUCGAGCUUGCUGGAGUCGCGGCAGCUCCAGCUGCGUCAGCAGCAGCGGCAGGAGCUGCGCAAGGAAAUGCAGGAGGAAGUGCUGAGGGCGCAACGGCAGCGAGCGGAGCGCGCUCGUGAGGAAGUCGCGUCGGUUACUGCGGGCGAGUUCAUAAAGGACAAAUCGACAAAGGACCCUGCGACGCUCCGCACCGAGUCGAUGGCCUACGCCGGCUACCUGAAGGACCUGCGGCGGGACGAGGCGAGACGAGAGCGCGAGGCGGAGGCGGCCAUUGAGCGCUCGCGCCAAGAGCUCGAGGCGAAGCGCGAGCUCGCGCGCAGGAGCCUGAAGGAAGCCCGCGAACGCGGCCUGCAGGAGGUCCUGCGCGCUCGGGAGGAACAGGUGAGGGCGCGGCGGACCGCGGAGGCGGCGGAACAGCGGCUGAGGACGGAGGAGAGGGAGGCGCUGGAGAGGCAACUCGAGAGCGACGCCGAGCUGGCCGCGGCGCGGCGGCAGGGGGACAGACAAAAGGCGUAUCGUUAUGGGCUGGAGCUGGAGGAGCAGCGGCGGCAGCGUCUCGUCGCGGCGGCGGAGCGACGCCGCGAAUUGGAGGAGCUGGAGAACCGGGCGGCCGAGGAAGAGAGGAUGCGGCGAGCGGCGGAGACGUGGUGCGCUUCCGGAAGGAUCGUGCGCCAGCCGCCCUGCUCAAUCCCCCCUUGCCGGCGGUCGUCUGAGGAAUGCCGGGCCGGCGGUAGUCGCACGCCGCGGGAAGGACGUUCCGGCGGCCCUCCGCUUUUGAUUUCCGCGUGAAUUUUAACGUCGCCCUCUUCCCUGCAAACUUCUCCGACAACACGACAACGAGCUUGCCGAAUGCGUUCGUUGAUCGCGUGGGAACCGUUCUUGAAGGAUCAUAGCGGACGGUAAGUGAUGCGUAUGUGUGUGCGCGCGUGUAUAUGCGUGUGGGUGAUCGAUUAGCGAAUAGAUACUAAUAAAUCUAUGAGUUUGCGCAAAGGUCGAAGAUGCACGUCAAGAUUGAACGGACGCUUGAAGAUGGAUGAUUGUAAGGACGGUGGGGUGAUGUGAAAAAGAGCACCGAGACGCGACUUUGACCACCGAGGGAUGAAAAUUUCCCCGCAUAUUCCGGUCGGUGCAGCUGCAUGCGUGCGUGCAUGUGUGUGUGUGUGUGUGCGCUUGCACAAUUUCCAUUCAUACCACCGGAACGCGUGUCAAACACGAGGCAUUGACAGAAUUUAAUAACAUGCAUAACCCACAAAAUUAUAAAUGAUAUCGUGUAACAUUUUGUACCUCUCUCUCCUCCUCCUGCCUUCUCUCUCUCUCUCUCUCUCUCUCUCUCUCUC
Messenger RNA from Harpegnathos saltator (Jerdon's jumping ant), 3003 nucleotides. RefSeq names its product trichohyalin. Lineage: Eukaryota; Metazoa; Arthropoda; Insecta; Hymenoptera; Formicidae. The coding region runs from base 833 to 2455 and encodes 540 amino acids. The transcript has 2 exons. The record is from RefSeq and is a predicted model, not a curated record.